Protopterus annectens (West African lungfish) is the source of this 2238-nucleotide messenger RNA. It is a transcript of the gene TERF2IP, whose product is annotated as TERF2 interacting protein. Gene Ontology annotation, cellular component: shelterin complex. Lineage: Eukaryota; Metazoa; Chordata; Ceratodontiformes; Protopteridae. The transcript has 3 exons. The record is from RefSeq and is a predicted model, not a curated record. Gene Ontology annotation, biological process: regulation of DNA-templated transcription; telomere maintenance via telomere lengthening. Bases 470 to 1990 code for a protein of 506 amino acids. Gene Ontology annotation, molecular function: telomeric repeat DNA binding.
GCUGUAUACGUCACCUACGAAGACACAUUAUUGCAUUUUCCACUGCCUAAAAUAGUAUUUACUUAACAAAAACGUCAAAACAAUUACGGGGUACAAUGUGAACGCAGGGAACCGACAACACGGAUGCCUUAUUGCUGAGGGAAGUUAAAUAAGACUGGAAUACAAGUUUUUAACAUUUUUUUAAAAGUUAAUGCCGGGGGUAGGGUUUGUUAGGACAUCAUUAUUGACUUCACAAACAGGGAAGUAAUUUGCUAAGUGGGUGGUAGUGUUUCAGCUUCGGACCGAAGCAGAAAUGAGAUUUUAGAAAUGAACUAGUCGUUUAAGCCACAGGGAAAAGCAAUCGCACAAGUACGGAACUCGUCACAACCGGAAUGGCAGUGUGCAGCUCAAAUAUCAACAACUGCUGCCUGAGUUUAUCAAACGAAAACAUCCUGUUUAGAGUGUGCAGUGCAAUAACAAGAAAACCGUAAUGGACACAGAAGGGUCCCCCCCAAAAAACUUGUCAUCUUUAACCCAUUCAAGGACUCUGUUCAUUGAUGAUGAAGGGUCCGCUUUAUGUUUCUACCUCCGACCCGGCGUUACUAAGCGCGUCUUAGCUCCUCUUAUUUUACGUGGUGGGGGUGUACUGUCAAGGAUACAGACACCUGGAUGUGUACUCAUGGCUAAUCCUGAGGAAGAAACUGAGCUACAUAAAAUGUCAGGUUAUGUCUCCACCAAGUACAUAUUUGACUGCAUUGAGAAAAACGAGAGACUGGAUAUGCAAGCAUACAAAAUAGGUCUAAAGAACGGGGUAAUGAAAGAAACAGAUUCAGACCUCCCAGUAAAGCAUGCAGAACAUGCAUGCCCUAUUGCUCAGAUAUGCUGUGCACACGAACUAAUAAAACAAAGGAGUAAACAUCCGAACGCUCGCCUAAAAUUCUCUAAAGCUGAAGAUGUUGCAGUUCUAAUCUAUGUGCGGGAUCACGAGAAUCCUGCCACUCCAGUGACAGGCAAUGCGAUUUGGAAGGAAAUGGAACGCAUUGGUUUAACUCGACAUUCCUGGCAAGCAAUGAAGGACCGGUACCGAAAGUACCUCUGUGGUCGAGAAGAUGAGUACCAGUUAGAUGCCCGUACUACCAUCCCCAUAGUUGUUUUACCAAACUGCAAGCAGUGUAGAAACAAGCUUGAAGAGCAGCAGCCACAGUCAGAAAACCCAGUCAGUAUUCAGUUUAGCAGUGGUUCUGAGAGUGGACGAACCAGAAAUACAUGUGGCACAGUUAAGAGAAAAGCUGAGGAAAUGACAGAGGCUAAUGAAGAUCUUUCCGAUAAGGGUGCCGCCACUGAAGAGAAUGAGAAACUAAAACCUGAUGAAGUUCGAAAGCUGCGCAUACUUUGGCUUGCCAACAAAGAAUUUGAGUCUGAAGGAGAAGAGUCCUGUGAGCUUCAGGCGAAAGUACCCAGUAAGGAAGACACUAGUUCUGAAACAGACCAGCCUCAGCCUGAACAGUCAAACAUGGAGGAAAGUUUACCAAAUGGUCAGCAGACAGAGUCAGGGGAUGUCCAGACGUCUGCAGAGGAGCUACUGGAGUGCAAGGAGGAGGAAAUGGUGGAUCUCAACGAAGAGCCAACUCCAAGGCCUAGAAGACUGUUGAGAAGGUUUGUUAUGAGUGAAGAUUCACUAAUAAAUGAAACACAGACCCAAGUAGAAGUGUCGUCAAGCCCUUCACCUUCAGAAAUUGAAGUCGGUGAUGUCAUUAAAGCUGUUCAGGACCUGAUGGAGGAUUUUGAAUUGAGUUUGCCUGUAGUAAUGCAGGCUCUUCUGAAGAACAGUGGAGAGCUGCAAGCUACUAGGCAUUUUCUGAGAUUUGGGGAGCGGCCUGAUGGCUUUCCUCUCUGGUCAGUACAAGAUGACAAGGAUUUAGAAACUAGUCAUGAAGGGGCUAAAGAAAGACUUGUUAAAAAGUAUGGUUCUGAUAAUAUUACAAAACGAAUAGCAUUCUUAAAGAGUUAGGCAAAGAAAAAUGUUCAGUUUUAUAUGUGCUGAUACUUUUAAUGUUUAUUCCAAGCUGUUUGAUGCAUGUUAUUUCCAUCUAUCAGGUAGGUGAUUCAUCUGGUACUCUGCAUGAUAAGCUAGAAGAUUAAAAUAUCACUGUAUCAAGUGUUGCUGCAUCGUAGGUUAAGUCAAAUAAUUUUUUAUGAAUUUUCAAAUUUGGUGCAUAAAGUAAUAAACUAUAAUUGUGCUUUUGAGUAGCACCUAUA